GGCGCGCCGUUCCCGUCCCGUCGUGGCUCCUCAUUUUCCUGAAUCGCGCCGAUCGGUCUGCACGGACGCGCCAUAGUUCUCAAGCUCGCCCCGAGUGCACGACGACGACAUGCUGAAACCGCUGCUGCUCCUGUGCUGCGCGGCGACGAUCGUGUCAGUUUUAGCAGCUGAUCUCAAGGAUGUGAAUGCAAACGUUCCUGCCAAUUCGGCCAACAGCGGUGCAGCCGUAAAUCCUCAAUUGCCAUUGAAAACUUCGGACGACAGCAAUGCACACCUGCCACCCGUCGUUUCGCACGACUCGAAUGCAGACACAAAAUUGGAUUCGGAAACGCUGAAAGUGGCCCCAGUAAUAAUCCCAACAAUAAUCCCAACAAUAAAACCGACAGAACCUCCUACAAAACCGACUACAAAGGCGACCACAACCUCAACAACGUCAACUACAACCCCCACGCCUACUACAACCGCUGCUCCCACAACUCCGGCACCGACGACGCCGCUUCCUCCACCAAGCACUGGAAAGUGGACUGUCAAGGAGAACAACACGUUGUGCAUCAUCGUCCAAGUGGCUGCGCAGUUCAAUGUUUCUUACACUAACGCCAAGAAUGUGACGAUUCACAAAGCGAUGGAUAUACCUAGCAACGGCACUGCGACGGGAAAAUGCGGCAGUACCGAGCAGAACCUGACGCUGUCGUGGACACCGCAGGCCGGCGCUCUGUCGCAGGACAACUUCACGCUGCACUUCGUGAAGAACGAGACGGAUAAGCGCUACUCUCUUCAUCACCUAGAGAUCUCUCUGGCCUCGGAGGAAUUCCCGAACGAUAAGUCAAAUAAAACGGUGACUCUGGUGCACGUCGCGCCGCAAUUCAGCACCGGAUUAAGCAACUCGUACAGAUGCCUCAAGGAGCAGACGCUGAACUUGACCCUCCUCGGCAGGAACGAGACUGUCGGGCAACUCAAGGUGUCCGACUUGCAGUUCCAAGCUUUCAGGGGCGACAACACCACCGUUUUUGGUCUAGCCAAGGACUGCUCGUUCAACACGCCCGACAUCGUCCCCAUAACCGUGGGUUGCGCAUUGGCAGUCUUGGUGGUAAUCGUGUUGAUCGUAUACCUCGUCGGUCGCAGACGAAGUCAGGCCCGCGGUUAUCUUAGCAUGUAAGCAGAGUUCCGUGAAGUUUCUCUCUCUCUCUCUAUCUUUCCUUUCUCUCUUUUCCUUUUUUUUAUCGUUAAACUCAUAUUUUUUAUGCGAUUCUCCAUUAACGGAGAUCGAAUUGUCUUAUUGAGAAUUUAUGUAGUUGUACUUUGUGUUCUAUAGCCACGAGGGCUGUGACACGAUUAAGGAAAAAAACACAAAAUAUAUAGUUUAUACAUUUGUAAAGUUAUCGCAGCGCGUUCGCGGGCGAUAAUAGAAAAAGAAUAAAAAAAGAUAAAUGAUGCCGUCGAUACGUAUCGCGAAGCGAUUCAGAUCGAUGUUAGGGCGGGUGAUAACUCUCGAAGCAACGUGCUCCGUUCCACAAGGGCGAUAUAUUGUCUGAUAUGAAUGAGCUGAUUAAUGUAGGCGAGUCGUGAGAUCUGUGUUACAUCUGCGUUGCCAUUUCCACUCUCGACGGCGACGGCUGUUCGAUUUCCCGUAAGCGUCGUUAACGGUACAGAGGAAUAGGGAAGAUGCGUUUCGGAUCGGCGCAGCGUAGUUGAGAGCAACGUAGACACUCGCGUUGGAUCCUCAGCUUCUCGAGACGGAAUGUAACUUUUUUUUGUUUUUUAAAGGGACGAUCGUUUCCUGGCUUUACUUAUCGCGAUAUGUAUUUAUGCAUCGUGCUCGAUACACACACACACACAGCGAUGUCUUUCCGUUACGUUCUCAUACUAUCGAAUCCUUUUUUUUUUUAUUAAACAUACUGUGAGAUAAUAGCGGUUUAUUAUAGCCCUAGGUGUGCAUGCGUGAGUGCGUCAGGAAUAGUAUGAAGGAGCACGAGCUUCACUCGUUGAUUAACGUCGAAGUUGUGCUUCACUCGUUUACGUGCGAGCACGCGAAUUGCAAGACACUGUAGGCGGUGCAGUCCUCUAGAUGUAAAUUCGUUAACUAACGUCGAAAGUGCGGGUGAACAGUAACUCGACUCCUGUCAUGAUACGUGGUCCCAAGCGUGACGAAAAGCUUUGUUCUCCUGGUAAGAGAUAUUUGAACAUGUUCUACUUGACAUCGUGAACAAAUGUUGGAAAUAAUAUUGGCAAGAGAGACGUAGCGGAUAAGCUACGUGUACGUAUACACCAUGGAAGCACCAAUUUUUAAUGGGAACUGAUACUUUUGUGAUCCGCGCCGCUUUGUCGAAACACAUUUCUUUUUUUGCAACGGUUUUAUCUAAGAUAAGAAGAUAAUACGAGGCUACCGGCGGUCUGGCGUUUGUAUUAAAGAACCAAAUGGCAUUUCCGACACUUCUAAACGAGAAUUCCGCGUGUGCACCGUGCUGCUUCAUAAGUGCGUUGUGACAAGACUGAACGACGAGUGGCGAUUGAAAGUGGAGGGCAAAAAGUAAGGUCAAACAAAUUAAUGAAAUAAAUAACCGAGUAAAAGCGCUGUAAAUAAAAAACGUAAAGUAGCGAUACUACUUUUGGAUUACGAGCAUGUAUUGCAGCUAGAUGAGAUCUAAAUCGUCAACAAUAAAAUGGAAUAUUUCAAGGAUAUCUCCAGGAUUAUAUUAUCCUUGUUUGCCUUAUCGUCGUCCCUCCUUGUAAUGUUCCUCUCAGCCCCCGUUCCGUUUCAAUUAAAAUUCCGUCUCCGAAUAAUAAAAGCGUAAUUGACAGUUUGGGUCCAUUACCGCUACACUACAUGGUAUGUCACGUGUAAUGCUAAGUGUGGAGCUUGGAGGUGCGUUAUCACGUCGCUCACGUGCGAUUUAAUGAGGCGAAGUGGUAAACGCGAUCGCACGCGAGUUCCUUAUCAGUAGCGCCCUCGCGAGUGCGGCGCUCGUAGCCAGUGAUGGUUAGAGACACUAGAAGUAAAACUGAUACUUUUGUGAUCCGCGCCGCUUUGUCGAAACACAUUUCUUUUUUUGCAACGGUUUUAUCUAAGAUAAGAAGAUGAUACGAGGCUACCGGCGGUCUGGCGUUUGUAUUAAAGAACCAAAUGGCAUUUCCGACACUUCUAAACGAGAAUUCCGCGUGUGCACCGUGCUGCUUCAUAAGUGCGUUGUGACAAGACUGAACGACGAGUGGCGAUUGAAAGUGGAGGGCAAAAAGUAAGGUCAAACAAAUUGAUGAAAUAAAUAACCGAGUAAAAGCGCUGUAAAUAAAAAACGUAAAGUAGCGAUACUACUUUUGGAUUACGAGCAUGUAUUGCAGCUAGAUGAGAUCUAAAUCGUCAACAAUAAAAUGGAAUAUUUCAAGGA
This is a messenger RNA of Ooceraea biroi (clonal raider ant), 3383 nucleotides long. It is a transcript of the gene Lamp1, whose product is annotated as lysosome-associated membrane glycoprotein 1. The record is from RefSeq and is a predicted model, not a curated record. Gene Ontology annotation, biological process: establishment of protein localization to organelle. NCBI's taxonomy places the organism in Eukaryota, Metazoa, Arthropoda, Insecta, Hymenoptera, Formicidae. Gene Ontology annotation, cellular component: lysosomal membrane; plasma membrane; late endosome membrane.